UCUAGCAUUAAGAGGCUGACUGAUUUAGACUACAUGCAAUGUUUGGAAGAUGGAAGGUAAAAGAGAAAAGACGUCAUACCGCCAAUUUGAAUAUUGUUCGUUUUGUCGUUUUAACCACAAGAAGGGAAAGAAACAUUUGUAUUCAAAGAAACACCGGACAAUAAUUCAGAACAUUUUGGAUAAAACUCGGAAAAAGCUGAUUGAGGCGACAGACACCCUGGCUGCCCCUGAAGUUGUACCAUUAGGAAGGACAGACAUGAGCCAGAAGUUUUGGUGUUACUUCUGUGUUAGAGAGAUCUCCCGACAUCAGAUGCUGGAUAUCUGUCUCCUAAAAUAUUCAAGUCUACUGGAACACAUAGCAAGUGAAGAACACACAAAGAAGACCGCUGAUUUUUUCCGUGCUCACAGGAUAAAUGAAUCUGUAUGUGGACGGGAUUUGUUUUGUUUGCAGCCAGAUAAACUAAAAGAGUUUAAGGUGUUAGCUGUACAUGCAGUGAGGAGGUUUGAGGAGAGAGCUAAACACCAAAUCAAGAUGAUUGCCAAGAAAUUGAGAAACCAAGAAACAACGAGACAAAUGAUUAGCCAAUCAGAAGAAUGGAAGACUGUCCCACAGCAACAGCAGAUUUCAGAAGCCGAUAAGCUGGGCCAUAUUUCCAGAUACCCUGAUAAUCAUCCGAACCAGUACGUAGGGGUAGCCAUCCAGUCUGAGGCCGGGAAACUGGGCCGCAUAUCCGGGUACCCAAACGAUCAUCUGAGUGAGUCUGCAGGAGUGUCCACACUUUCUGCCCAUGGGGAUGGCGUGACCUUCAUAGGUCCCCAGGAUUUCCUGGUGGAGGAGGGCAAUGUUCACACUGGAGGACUCCCACCAUGGUUACAGGACAACACAGAGGAUAGAGGCCAGGAAAUAGGACCCACAUUGAAAGACUACCAGAGGCAUGUUGCCAAUGAAGAGAAGAAGAAACUGCCGGCUUGUCGAGUGGGUGCCUCCUUUGACAGGAGUUCUGCCAAAUCUGAUACAUGGCUGCCAUCAUUUGGACAAGUUUGGAACUCUGGUCGUCGCCUUAAUUCUAAGAAAUAUUAUGAACGGGAAACAAAAGGCUCCACAUUUCUUGGUAAAAGAGCAAGGAAUGAAACUGUACAGGAGGCGAAUUCUGGUGAUCAACAGGGACAGGAGACGAAAUCUGGUGAUCAACAGGGACAGACUCAGCAGUUAGGGCUCCGUACAAAAGUAGCGGCACCCUACAGGAGUAAACGACAGCGGUCACAUGACACUCCGACCAGUGGUCAUGAAAUAAACAACGCGCCACUUGUGAUGGGUAAUGAUGGAGGUGUGGGAGGUGCUGUAAACAAUUCUCACACAAACGUUGAUCAAUUCAGGGAAGGAAAAACCACAAGUUCUGCUGGUUUCCAUUUGUCCUCACGAUAUGGCAGUCCUGAUACCAACCAUAACACUAACCAUGUAGAGUCUACAGGUGUCCUCCCGUAUCCGUCCCAGCAGGACUAUAACAACAUGGACCGAGGAUUUCCUCCUCAAUUCCGGGAUAACCGAGUAUCCGACGGACAUAAUCAAACAGUAGAAAGCCUUCAUCAAAACAAAUGUGGACAAAAAUCUAAUCUCUCGUAUCAGUUAGAAGGUGACAUAAACAGACAGUUAUCAAGUAAGGGGUUAUAAAAGGAAGGUAAAGGGAGGCAACUCUGAACUGCCUUUAUCUGAGACAAAAAAUGGAAAUGACAAUUCUGGUUCUUUACCGUCGAGAUCUGACUUCAUAUCAACUCCAGUGUUAAAUAAAAAACAUUGAAAACUGAAAAA
Messenger RNA from Pecten maximus, 1810 nucleotides. Its product is annotated as coiled-coil domain-containing protein 84-like. Lineage: Eukaryota; Metazoa; Mollusca; Bivalvia; Pectinida; Pectinidae. The transcript has 9 exons. The record is from RefSeq and is a predicted model, not a curated record. Bases 50 to 1672 code for a protein of 540 amino acids.